UAAAAUGGAUAUAAGCAUUCGAUCAGAAAAAAAUAAAAAGGAUUUUAUUCGUAUUUUAAAAGAAACUAUUGUUUUGAGUGAGAGGGAAUAUGUUGAUAUUAAUAUAGAAUGUAUUGUAGAAACCUACCUGAAUAUUGCUGGACAAACUCUGCGAACAGAAAGUGCAAAUACGAUCAAAACAAGAAUACUUAAAGUUAUUAAAAAACUAAUGAAAUACAUGCGAGUUCCUACGAUUAUCGAUCUAUUCGCUUCAUGUGGGUAUGUAGAAAUAGCAAAUCAACUGAAAGAAGCUUAUUUCCGAUUUGGGUCUGGCUACAAAGAACCGUUCACACGUAGACCAACCAUAACAAUAUCCAAAUGCAAAUCUAUACUCUACUUUUACUGCAACCAUAAGCAGAAUAUUGACAAUGGUAUUUUGUUAAAUCCGAAGAUAUUUCUGCAAGAGCAAAUGGACAAGUUAGAAAGUGAACUGUUAUCAUGCAGUUUUAACGCUACAAAAGCAAGCUACAUUUUUCAGAAAUACAUUUGUACUGGUGUGCUUCUAGUUCAACUUGUUGAUGAAACGAUACAAAGAAAAGAGCUAUUAGAAAAGCUGAGAAGCAGAUGUCCCGAAAACGCAGACACUGCGUUGCUGGACGUUGUUGUACUAGGUUACAGCGCUUUUAUUGAAGCGGUUACAGGUGGACCCGACCUAGACAUGGAGCGCUGUGAAGGGAAAUUGAGGCAAAUGUUUGUUAUCAGUGAUCAAUGUUCGGAUGGUUUCAUCAAAGCAGUAUCCAGCAUGAUAGCUCACUACGUAAAUAGAAGGCUACACUUUCAUGGGUACAGGGAAGGAGUAACAUUGGAAAGGUCUCUGCAGUAUUUUGAAAGAGCAGAGCAUUUUGUUAGCUCAGAUUUUGCUGACGAACACAUUGCUUAUGGGAAAAGACUAACGCUUUUGAACAAUGUUGAAAGUUAUUUAAUGAUAACUAAUGAUUUUCAAAUAGAUUUUGCAGUACCAAUUCCACAAACAUGUCGCACGAAAGCUGAAGAAAACCUGGCUAUUUUGGAAACCAACUACUUUGAAGGUAUUGAGGUCAGAAGAAAAAUGAUCUACUAUUUUUGCAAGGCGAUCGUGAAAGCGGAAACUGACAUUCAGUUUGCUCUGAGGUGUGUUCGCAACGCUUUAAGACUUUGUUCUGAAGGAGCGUACUGCGAGUCUGACAGAAGAAAUAUACAGAGGUACCACCAUGAACUCGCGCAAAGAAUGCGGCUUCUUUAAAAACUGAAAUAUCAUUUUUCGAGCACACAGACUUGAAUGUGAAUUGCAUCUACAGCGUUUAUAACCACCGAUGUGUGCUUGAAAUAGCACAGUUGAGGUGUAGAACCAUUUAUACUCCUACUGCGUUUCGUUCGACAAAAGCAUAUAUUUUCAAUAGCAUUCAUUUCCAUUAUCUGAAUGCAUCAGCGGUUUAUCCCUGGUAGUACACAAACGGCGCUUGUAAUUGGUCAAAUUAAUUUUAUUACGGUAAAAUGUAUGUAUGACUACUGAGAUUUUUUCUGUUGUUUUUGAAUAUAAAUUUUGAUGAAAUAAGUGAAUCCACUGACGAUGCCGCUGUUCAAAAAACCGAAUUUAUACAAAGUUUAACUAUCUUGGAAGCUCUCUUUCAGCGUUGUAAUUGAACCAUCCGCAGGAAAUAUUGGGAACAUAUGUAUAGAGUGUAAAUAUAAACAUUGAAUGCUUUAGAAUUGUGUUUUGUUUGUGUAUAAAAUAAUUGUUCGUGCACGUGGUAUUCGUACAAUCACAAAUGUACCGCCGUCAGGUUGUUGCAAUGUCUUCAAAACUAAACUAGCUGUAUAGGUUUGUUUUGAAAUCAUGAUUUCCAUUCAUUCAAACUUUUACACGUACAGAUUUCAGUGGUGUUAAGAUAUCAAUAAAGGCUAUGCUAAUUCACGUCCAAACAUUGCCGAUAUCUUCGUGUCCUACAAUGUAAUGCAAAUAUAAAAAAAAAAAACUCGAUCAAUGUUUAAACAAUCGCUAUGUUCAAGUUGUUUUAUUCAAAGUCUGAAAGAAUUGAUAUUUAGCUAUAUCGCCAUGUUUAAAUUACUCACGUUUUUAGUAAGAUAGAGCACGUGUGUGUAUGAAAACGUUUUUUUCUUUAUUUUACCUAAACAUAUUCGACCAGUUGCUAGGUCUGCCCCUGCAUGGUUAGAUAUGUAAAUAGAUUUACACAUUUAAUUUAUAAACAGACGCAAACGAUAUUUAGCUGUAAAUCAUUUAACUGUUAUAAUUCUAAGCAUACCCUUAUCAUAAUAUCUUAUUCCAUUAUCAAAUCUUCCUUUAAAUGAUUUUGUUAAAAAUUCAAGUCUGACGUAUAUUGUGUAUUUAUAGUAUUUAUGCACUGUGCUGUUUGUAGAGUUGUGUGCUGUUCUAUGUUUCUUGUUUGUGAAUUUGUGUUCUAUGUCUUUGGCGUUUGCCCAUUGCCACUGAACCGGGUUUAUGUUUAAACUUUUUGCUACUGAGCAUGUUUUUGUAGCUUUUUGCAUAUAUAUUAUGAUAAUAUAAUUGUAUAUAGUAUUUGCAAUGUCAGACGACUUACUAUUACAAGCAAUAUUGUUUUCUUCAGAGCAUUGUUUAAACAUUAGUGUGUGCCUUCUCCUCAUCAUGUAUGUGUAUGUACCACGCUGUAAAUAUUUGUAAAUAAAAAUUGUGUUUGUCUUCAUUGGCCGUAUGGCUUAUCUGAUGCGUAAAAAAAUCUUCAUAUAUACAUAUACAUAAUGGCGUCCUAAUAUCGUCCGAUUUAACAUUUUAUGUCAAUAUCAGAGAAAAAAGUAUUCGCUUUCUUUUGUGAAUUUCGCUUAAAAUGCUCCAUUUCUGACUUGAAUUGUUAAACAUUUCUAGUGGGAGUUCCCAAAAACAUCCCUGCAAACAUUUUUAACCAUAAUUAUGCAUUUCGGUUAUAGGGUAGGGGCGCAUGUCAUAAUAUUCAUAGAAAUCUUGCUGUAUACUUGUAUAAUGCUACGCAAAUUAGGGAAACAUGUUACAUGUAUUAUGGGUAAACUGACUCCAUUCAAAGAAUCGUCACGCUAUGAAUACAACGUCCUAUGUCUUUUUUCAUAUAGUUGUGAUAUUCAUAUAUUGAUAUGUCAUGUAUAAUAAUGUGUGUGUAUGUGUGUGAUGUACAUAUAAAAGUUUCUUGUAACUGUACCUUGAUCACUAUGUUAUUAUGUUUGUCAUUGUAAAAACGCUGGGCAUUUUUGCCUCCAUGUAUUUGUGAAUAAUCUCUGUAUAAAACUCUGUCAAAAGGUUGCACGCUUAAGUUACGCCUCCUCUAACGUCAAUUCCUGGACCCGCCCCUAUACAAUAAAC
Molecule: messenger RNA, 3349 nt
Organism: Mya arenaria
Lineage: Eukaryota; Metazoa; Mollusca; Bivalvia; Myida; Myidae
Exons: 2
Coding region: 5-1261 (418 amino acids)
Source: RefSeq, a predicted model, not a curated record